Molecule: messenger RNA, 2397 nt
Organism: Rhizopus microsporus ATCC 52813
Lineage: Eukaryota; Fungi; Mucoromycota; Mucoromycetes; Mucorales; Rhizopodaceae
Product: zincin
Exons: 7
Coding region: 1-2397 (798 amino acids)
Biological process (GO): protein processing
Cellular component (GO): plasma membrane
Molecular function (GO): metalloendopeptidase activity
Source: RefSeq, a predicted model, not a curated record
AUGAGCUCGGAAAGAGAUCCUCUUUUACAAGACAGAGGGGCUGAAAGCAAUGAACCUCAAGAUGACCAACCGAACAUUGAAGCUAGGGAGAGUGGCAAUAGUGGAAGAUUUACUUUUUUGGAAAAAGUCCUCUUUACGUUAACUGCACUCUUUUUCAUUGUUUUAUGUAUCCUUGCCGGCCUUUAUGCACGUCGAGUCUAUGAUGAAAAACCUCACAAUCCACCCACAGAUCACCCUUCACCCCCAGAAAACAAUAAUACCAGUCCUGUUUGCUUAACACCUGAAUGUGUCUUGACAGCCGCCCAAAUCCUAAAGGACAUUGACACCACGGUCGAUCCCUGUGAUGAUUUUUAUAAAUAUACAUGCAAUAACUGGGAAAAGAAUCAUAGAAUACCAGAUGGCAAGUCAGGAAUUAAUUCCUUCUUGACUCUCAGAGACCAAAACAAGGAGACCCUUCGCGACAUUCUUUCUGGCUCCUUUGACGACUUUUAUGAUCGCACACAUUCAUCUUUUAGCAAAUUGCCCGAUCCCGAAAAAUUGGUGGAUAAGCAGGUCUUUAACAAGGCAAAGAGUCUGUAUGAUUCAUGCAUGAAUGAAACUUUGAUCGAUCAACGUGGUGCCGAGCCUAUUUAUCCUCUCUUGAAAGAGAUCCGUAACCUUUUCCCUUCUUCCUUGGCUGAUUCUUCUCGUGAGUUGACCAAGGCUUUAUCCUACUUGGCAAAGAGAGGUGUUUAUGCCUUAUUUGAAAUUGAUGUUGACGCGGACUAUAAAGAUCCUAAUGUUAAUACCUUAUUGUUGGCUCAAGAAGGCUUGACAUUGCCUACCAAGGAUUACUAUAAGCAAGAUGAAACGAUUCAGCUUCUAUAUGAAACGAUUGCUGAAACACUGGAAGCCGUCUUUGCCAAAAGUGGACCCGAAUUUAGUUGGAACAAGUUUAGCGCAAAUAGCACAGCACGUAUGAUCAUUGAUUUUGAGAAGAAAUUGGCCAAGAUCAGCGACGAUCCUGAAUAUUUCCAGAACCCUACGGGCAUUUAUAAUCCCAUGACUCUUUCCGAGAUCACUAAACAUUCUCCCGCAAUCGACUGGGGAUUGUUUGUUGAUCAUCUCCUACCAUCCACAGCACCUCAUCCAAGUCACAUCGUCGUUACUUCACCACACUAUAUUGGCAACCUAACUGAGUUAAUACAAAGCGAACCCAGCCGUAACAUUCAAGCAUUCCUUAUGUGGAGAGCGAUUCAUACCUAUGCAAAUGCUCUCAGCGAGCCCAUACGUGAACCCAUUCGCCAAAUGAAUGCUAAACUAGUCGGCGCAGAUCCCAAGUCUAUAAAGCCUCGAUGGGACGUAUGUUUGGAUGAAGUAGAUAAUUCCAUUGGAUUCUUAGUGGGUCGCUACUAUGUAUUGGAAAAGUUUGGUGGAGAUGCCAAGAAAUAUACAGAUGAAUUUGUAAAGUCUAUCAAGGAUAUCUUUGUAAAGAGGCUUCCAGAGCUAUCUUGGAUUGAUGACAAGACACGCGAAAGGGCUAUUGAAAAAGUAGAUAAACUUAUCCAAAAGAUUGGUUAUCCUGAUUCAUCACCCAAUGUCAUGUCUCCACUUUCACUCUUGGAGUAUUAUAGCGACUUGGAAUUAAAAGAAGACGAUUAUUUUGGAAAUUACUUACACUCGCGUCAAUGGGCCAUUAACGAAGAAUGGAGUCAAGUAGGCAAAGCACCCGAAAAGAAGAAAUGGCUUAUGAAUCCCCAGGAGGUCAAUGCUUACUACAACCCUUCUUUCAAUGAGAUUGUAUUUCCUGCUGGUAUUUUACAAAACCCUUUCUUUGGUAGCAAUUACCCUGAUUAUCUAAACUAUGGUGGAAUCGGUGCUGUCGUUGGUCAUGAGCUUACACAUGGCUUUGACAAUAACGGUAGACAGUUUGACGCGGAUGGUAAGCUUGUGGAGUGGUGGACGAACGAGACGUCUACUCAGUUUGAUGAGAAGGCCGAAUGCUUUAUUAAGCAAUAUAGUAAAUUUACUGUUAUUGAUGAAAAGGGUGAUGCGCUCCAUGUCAAAGGAAAGCUUACUUUAGGUGAAAACCUUGCUGACAAUGGUGGGUUAAGAGAAGCAUACCUAGCAUGGAAGCAACAAUAUGACAGCGAUAAGGAGAACAAAAAGUACAACAAUGUUCGCUUGCCUGGAUUAGACGAUCUAUCUCCUGAACAACUCUUUUUUAUUAAUUAUGGUCGUAUCUGGUGUAAUAAGGCUACACCUGCCCAAGCUAAAAAAGGUGUCCUUACUGAUGAACACUCCCCUCCUAAAUGGCGUGUCAAUGGCGCUAUACAAAAUUCUGUGGAUUUUGCAAACGUAUUCAAGUGUCCAGCCGGAAGUCCUAUGAAUCCUGUUCAUAAAUGUGAACUUUGGUAA